Cervus elaphus (red deer) is the source of this 1380-nucleotide messenger RNA. RefSeq names its product syntaxin 10 (gene STX10). The transcript is spliced from 7 exons. Bases 240 to 1082 code for a protein of 280 amino acids. Gene Ontology annotation, biological process: Golgi vesicle transport. The record is from RefSeq and is a predicted model, not a curated record. Gene Ontology annotation, cellular component: membrane. Lineage: Eukaryota; Metazoa; Chordata; Mammalia; Artiodactyla; Cervidae.
GGCGCGUCCCUCACCUCUUGGAGGGAAUUAGCUUCCGAGGCCGAGAAGGGAGGGGAUUCGGCCUCGGGAGGGUGGGGGGCGUGACAUGUCUCUCGAAGAUCCUUUUUUUGUAGUCCGAGGGUGAGUGACAGCGAUGCGGCAGGACACGGGAUAUCGUGUCCCCUUGCCAAUUAGUGCCCGCGUGCCAGCCGGUGCAUGUCAGGCAUUCUGGGCACCGCCGUCGGGAUCGCCCCGUGGCCAUGUGGGAGGGGUCCGCAGGGGGAUAUGAGGGUCUCCUGAGCUCUCCACCUGUUUGGGGGCGUAAUGGUGGGCGGGAGGACCGCCUACUCCCCCCGGCCAGCCGCGCCCGCUGUGCCCCUGCCCGCAGCGAGGUGCAGAAGGCGGUGAACACGGCCCGCGGGCUGUACCAGCGGUGGUGCGAGCUCGUGCAGGAGAGCGCGGUGGUCGGACGCGAGGAGCUGGACUGGACGACCAACGAGCUGCGGAAUGGCCUGCGCAGCAUCGAGUGGGACCUCGAAGACCUGGAGGAAACCAUUGGCAUAGUGGAAGCCAACCCCGGCAAGUUCAAGCUCCCAGCUGGAGACCUUCAGGAGAGAAAAGUGUUUGUGCAGAAGAUGCGGGAAGCAGUGCAGGAAAUGAAGGAUCAUAUGGUCAGCCCGGCAGCCGUAGCCUUCAUGGAGAGGAAUAACAGGGAGAUGCUGACAGGCAAGCCGGCCACUCUGAAGUCCUCCAGCGACUUGCUGGACGCCAGUGUGGUCUCGACCACCUCUCGCUACAUUGAAGAGCAGCAGGCCACACAGCAGCUGAUCCUGGACCAGCAGGAUCAACAGCUGGAAAUGGUGUCUGGGAGCAUCUCAGUUCUGAAACACAUGUCCGGCCGCGUUGGGGAGGAGCUGGACGAGCAGGGCAUUAUGCUGGACGCCUUUGCUCAGGAGAUGGACCACACCCAGUCCCGGAUGGAUGGGGUCCUUAGGAAGAUGGCCAAAAUAUCCCACAUGACCAGUGACCGCCGACAGUGGUGUGCCAUCGCGGUGCUGCUGGGGGUGCUGCUCCUGGUCCUCAUCCUCUUCUUCUCUCUCUGAUCCUGGUCCUCCCCAGGGGGCGGUCCCUCCAGCUGCGGGGAGCUGGCAGGGCCCUGCCCCCUGGGAGGACUGGGAGGUCAUGCCAGGAGAGCUGUCCCAAGGCUCUCAUCUAGAGAGGACCCUCAGGGCCCCGGGCUGGAGCCCCUGCCACCAGUCUGGUCUUAAGUGUACUUAGGAGGUGGUGGAGGAGGGGGACCUCAGACACACCCCUCUCCAUCUCUACUCCUCAAAGCCAUUGCUUUGCCCCUGUGCCUUCUACAUGUGCCAACUUAGAAAUAAAAUCCCAGCCUUUAUUAUA